Phaethon lepturus (White-tailed tropicbird) is the source of this 702-nucleotide messenger RNA. RefSeq names its product protein FAM173B-like. Lineage: Eukaryota; Metazoa; Chordata; Aves; Phaethontiformes; Phaethontidae. Gene Ontology annotation, molecular function: protein-lysine N-methyltransferase activity. The record is from RefSeq and is a predicted model, not a curated record. Gene Ontology annotation, cellular component: mitochondrion. The transcript has 4 exons. Gene Ontology annotation, biological process: positive regulation of proton-transporting ATP synthase activity, rotational mechanism; peptidyl-lysine trimethylation; regulation of mitochondrial ATP synthesis coupled proton transport. Bases 1 to 666 code for a protein of 221 amino acids.
AUGUCCAAGGCGCUAGUGAGCGAGAGCCACCCAGCAGGCCUGCAGGCUGAUUGUGAGGGCGGCUCCAGAAGGAAGACGUGGGGGCUGUUGGUCACUGCUGGUGUCGGUGGGACCUUGGUGGCACUCUAUGCUGUGGUCACCCCCUUUGUGACCCCGGCCCUGAGGAGGGUGUGCCUGCCCUUUGUUCCUGCAACUUCCACUCAGAUCCAGAAUGUGCUGCAAAUGUUAGAAAACAGAAGUGGCUCCCUAGUUGACAUUGGUAGUGGGGAUGGCCGCAUUGUGAUAGCAGCUGCAAAAAGGGGAUUCAAAGCUGUUGGUUAUGAAUUAAAUCCCUGGCUAGUCUGGUACUCUAGAUACCGUGCCUGGAGGGAUGGGGUACACCACAACACCAAAUUUUAUAUUUCAGACUUAUGGAAGGUUUCUUUUUCCCAUUAUACAAAUGUUGUUGUUUUUGGGGUACCUCAAAUGAUGCCACAGUUGGAGAAGAAGCUAGAAGAAGAACUUGAAUGCAAUGCCAGAAUCAUUGCCUGUCGUUUUCCUUUCCCUUACUGGAUCCCAGAUCAUACUACUGGAGAUGGAAUAGACACUGUGUGGGCCUAUGAUUUGAAACAUUCUAGAGACUGUGAAACAAAAAGCGUGGAAAUUACACCAGAAACAGAAUCCUAAACAUCUAAUUUGUUUUUGUACUGAAAUUUUUGACUU